AUGCGUGAGGUAAUCCUUCUUCUCUUCCUUGCCCUUUUCACCAUAUCGUUUGCGUUGGUUUCGUUUGAUGCCACCGAGGAACCAGAGGAAAACAUUCCAAUACCAAUGGCUCGUUUGAGGAAGAAAGGAGGCAGAGGCGAUGGUUCAUGUACAGAUGAAACCCUUCGAAAGAUAAUGAAUGAGGCGAUGGGCGAUCAGAUGGCCGAGACGAAACGAGCGGUUCAUCGAGCAAUCAGUCGAGCGUUUGAUGGCAGUUUUGGUGUGAUCUGCGCUGAAUGCGGUUUUUCCUACAUUGUUCACACUCAUGAGUACUGUGUACAUACCAAAAACGACAUCACAUGUCUUGUCUACAAAGACGGUUAA
Messenger RNA from Cooperia oncophora, 363 nucleotides. Lineage: Eukaryota; Metazoa; Nematoda; Chromadorea; Rhabditida; Trichostrongylidae. The record is from the annotation of a GenBank genome assembly.